GGAAAGGAGGAGGAUGGUGUGGGGGAGAUCUCUGACUGUGAGUCGGAGUCCUGCGCUGGGGAACCAAAAGAAUCAUCACCUAAACCCACAACGGUGAGUAAACUAGAGCUUUACUCAAACUUUACCAAUACUACAAAAAACAAUAAGAUAAAAUACUAUGUAUAAUCACAUCUAGAAAUACUAAAUAAAAAUGGUUUAUUGAAAUAAAUAAUAACUCAGACAUUUCAUAUUGUUGUUUAAGACAAAUAUACUAUUGCUAAAAAUCCAUUAUGCUACGCAAACAAUACCGUACACAAACAAUACUUUAAAGACUACAAAAAUGUACAGAGGCAAAUUACCGGGUAUGGCGUUAUAAGAGUUUCAGCCAUGUUCAAUGACACUAGGUGGUGCUAUGCACCUUACAGUGCGUUGUUUUGUUCCCUCUGCAUUUAUAUGACAGUGUGACAGUGCUGUGUUUACUAUUGUCUACCCCCAGUUUAAUCUAAUCUCUUCACUCAUGAGCAUAAUGGUAAAUAUGUGCACGUGUAUAGCAACAUGUCAAUAGCAUCAUGAUGGUUUCCCGUAUCAUACAGUCAGUAUGUCUGCAGGGCCACAUGGUUUGCCCAUUAGGCUAUACCUGAUAAAAUAUUCUACCACUAGGUGGAGUAUUCAAAAACAAACUGACAGAAUAGGUCUGGCAGGCCAAUACCAACAAAGUACAAUGCAGUACACUUUCCUCUGUAGCUCAGUUGGUAGUGCAUGGCGCUUGCAAUGCCAGGAUAGUGGGUUCAAUUUCCGGGACCAUCUGUAAGUAAAAUGUAUGCACGCAUGGCCUCCUUGUAGCUCAGUUGGUAGAGCAUGGCGCUUGCAAUGCCAGGGUUGUGGGUUCGAUUCCCACGGGGGGCCAGUAUGAAAAUGUAUGCGCUCACUAACUGUAAGUCACUCUGGAUAAGAGCGUCUGCUAAAUAAUGUAAAUGUAAGUUGCUUUGAAUAAAAGCAUAUUCUACACUGAGUGUACAGAACAUUAUGAACACCUGCUCUUUCCAUGACAUAGACUGACCAGGUUAAAGCUGUGAUCCUCACCUGUUAAAUCCAGGAUUUCUAAGCCUUGAGACAAUUGAGACAUGGAUUGUGUAUGUGUGCCAUUCAGAGGUUGAAUGGACAAGACAAAAUAUUUAAGUGCCUUUGAACGGGGUAUGAUAUCAGGUGCCAGGCGCACCGGUUUAAGUGUGUCAAGGACCACAACUCUGCUGGGUUUUUCACGCUCCACAGUUUCCAGUGUGUAUCAAGAAUGGUCCACCACCCAAAGGACAUCCAGCCAACUUGACACAAACUGUGGGAAGCAUUGGAGCAUCCUUAUGGAAAGCUUUCGACACCUUGUAGAGUUCAUCUCCCGACGAAUUGAGGCUGUUCUGAGGGCCAAAGUGGGUGCAUCUCAAUAUUAGGAACAUGUUCCUAAUGUUUUAUACACUCAGUGGUGUAUAUUUUAAGUUCAGGUCGUGUUCUAAAUUGUUACAGUUCACUAGUAGCGUUGCUGAAUGGAGCACUGUCUAUGUGGGGAGAGGGUAGGCCACGUUCCAAAACUGCCAGUAGCCACUUAACCAAUGUCCAUGUAUCAAUAAACAAAAAAAUCUAUUUCAGGCAAUAUACACGUUUAACCUACUUUUUCUGGAAGUUUUAAGUUUGUUUGUCUCUAAAGUUAUCUAUAUUUAAUUGUGGGAAGGGGGCUAUUCUUUAGUGCUGCCUGACCUAGGUUUACAUUGUUUACAUCAUGAGAUACAAACAGCCUAUUAGAUGACCCAUUAUUCAAUAUUUUACAUUCAACGUUGUUAAUGUGAUUGACAUAAGUCAAUCUGUUAUAUUUUAUGGCGGUAAUAUGUUUGUCUUUAGCCUACCUGCUCACAUGUAAUGACUGAACAGGGAAAGGAGGCUGCCUUUAUGUCAUGUGUUGUACAGUGGAGGCUUGCAUUAUGUCACUCUUCAGAAGUCAUUCAACAGUGUUUGUUAAAGGUUGGCCAGACACCUUGAGAAUGUACAAGGAGUGGUGUUCUGUUCACUCCAGUGUUUUCCAAAGUUCUAGAAUAUUCUAAUAUAUGGCUUUGGGAUUGUUCAACUAGCGGCCCACCCGUGGUCUCUACUGAUCCCCGCCCACUGACAUUUUGAAUGAUCAAUUAAAUCAUCGAUUGGUUAAAGCUUACAGGUAAGGAUGGAAAUAAUACUCUGACCCUCUUGAGGACUAGAGUUGUGUUGAACCCGCCAGAUGAGGAUUAAAGUGCCUUCGAGAAAGUGUUCACACCCCUUGACUUUUUCCACAUUUUGUUGUCACAUCCUGAAUUCUAAAUGAAUUAAAUUGAGAUUGUGUCACUGGCCUACACCCAAUACCCCAUAAUGUCGAAGUGGAAUGAUGUUUUCACACAUUUUUACAAAUUAAUAAAAAUUAAACAGCUAAAAUGUCUUGAGUCAAUAAGUAUUAAAUCCCUUUGUUAUUACAAGCCUAAAUCAAUUCAGGAGUAAAAUGUGCUUAACAAGGCACAAGUUGCAUGGACUCUCUGUAUGCAAUAAUAGUGUUUAACAUGAUUUUUGAAUGACUACCUCAUCUCUGUAUCGCACACAUUAAACUAUCUGUAAGGUCCCUCAGUCGAGCAGUGAAUUUCAAACACAGAUUCAACCACAAAGAACAGGGAGGUUUUCCAGUGCCUCGCAAAGAAGGGCACCUAUUGGAAAAUAAGUUAAAAAUUAAAAAAUUAAGCAGGCGUUGAAUAUCCCUUUGAGCAUUGUGAAGUUAGUAUUUACACUUUGGAUGGUGUAUCAAUACACCCAGUCACUACAAAAAUACAGGCGUCCUUCCUAACUCAGUUGCUGGAGAGGAAGGAAACCACUCAGGGAUUUCAUCAUGAGGCCAAUGGUGACUUUAAAACAGUUACAGAGUUUAAUGUCUGUGAUAGGAGAAAACUGAGGAUGGAUAAACAACAUUGCAGUUACUCCACAAUACUAACCUAAUUGACAGAGUAAAAGAAGGAAGCCUAAACAUGCAUCCUAUUUGCAAUAAGUCACUAAAGUAAAACUGCAAAAAAUAUGGCAAAGAAAUUAACUAUGUCCAGAAUACAAAGUGUUAUGUUUGGGCAAAUCCAACACAACACAUUACUGAGUACCACUCUCCAUAUUUUCAAGCAUAGUGGUGGCUGAAUAAUGUUAUGGGUAUGCUUGUAAUCGUUUAGGACUGGGGAGUUUUUCAGGAUAAAAAAGAAAUGGAAUGGAGCUAAGCACAGGCAAAAUCCUAGAGGAAAACCUGGUUGUCUGCUUUCCACUAGAUGCUGGGAGAUGAAUUCACCUUUCAGCAGGACAAUAACAUAAAACACAAGGCCCAAUAAUAGUGCUGAGCGAUUAGUGCUUUUUGGGGUCUGUUUGAUUUCUAUAAUUUGUUUUACAUUAAAUGCACUAUGCAUUAUGUGGGUUGAAUGUUGUAAACACUGAAUAAAACAAUUAAUAAAAGUCACAUGAUGGUAGUGACUGCCCAUUACUGCUUAUCACUUAACUGCCUAUGCUGUCUGACAAUCACUAUUUUACUAGUUCUUCAAAUAAACUUUUAUGACUGCUGAAUACCAACUAUCAAUCACUUAGAUCAUGUAUUUUCAGGCUCUCAAAGCAACUGCUUUCUAUCCCUCUCGAUCGCACAUUCCCUCUUCUCUCAGUCUCCAUGUCUGCUCAGCACAGACCGGACAGGUUUAAGCGGGAGUGCAAUGGAUUAGGGUCAUUGUUGUUAAUUACAAUGUUUCCUGCGCUAAACUAUGUCAAGUAUUGGCCUGUUGGAAACUACAAUGCCUUACUACAGGGUUCUUCAAUUCCGGUCCUGGAGGGCCGAAACACCUCUGUUUUUCAUCCUCUCCUUCUAAUCAGGGCUAAUUCAGACCUGGGACACCAGGUGAGUGCAAUUAACUACCAGGUAGAAAUAAAAAACGGAAGUGUUUCGGCCCUCCAGGACCGGAAUUGAAGAACCCUGCCCUACUACAUGACAAAGUUUAGUCUUCAUCUGAUUUAUCUCUACAGAAACUGCACAUCAAACUCAUAGAAAAAAAACAGAACUAAAUGGAAUUUCUGUGAAUUAGUUGUUUAAAAAAUGAAAAAUAACCAAAAUGUUGGUUAAUCGCUCAGCACUACCAAAUUGACACUGGAGUUGCUUAACAGGAAGACAGUGAAUGUUCCUGAGUGGCCGACUUACAGUUUUGACUUAAAUCUGCUAGAAAAUCUAUGGCAAGACUUGAAAAUGCUUAUUUAGCAAUGAUUAACAACCAAUUUGACAGAGCUUGAAGAAUUUUCAAAAGAAUAAUGUGCAAAUAUUGUACAAUCCAUGUGUGCAAAGCUCUUAGAGACUUACCCAGAUAGACUCACAGCUGUAAUCACUGCCAAAUGGGAUUCUAACAUGCAUUGCGUUGACUCAGGUGUGAAAUUUCAAAAAACACGUUUUCACUUUGUCAUUAUGUGGUAUUGUGUUAAGAUGGGUGAGAACAAAAAUAUAUUUAAUACAUUUUGAAUUCAGGCUGUAACACAACACAACAUUUGGAAUAAGUUUAGGGGGUAUGAAUACUUUCUGAAGUCACUGUGAAUUUAACUAAGGCGCUUAAGCCUAUGUUUUCAUGAAGAUACUGAAAUAUGUAUGGCCAACGAGAAGCUACCUAUAGGCCCUAGUUCUGUUGCCAGAGACUAUGUUAAAAGGAAUACUGUUGCUUGAGAUUGAUUGCUGUAUAAACACUGGAUUGGAGUUACAGUGGAUGGAUGUGUUGUCUUGACAAGUUAGAAUGUGCCUCUGAAGGAGAAAUACAGUCAAGGCUAUUUUCAUCAGGAAGCCUCAGAAGCAGGUAGUCAGAUAAUCAUCACCCCCACAGACCGUACAGCCACUUCCCCCUUACUUUCACAGCUGUUAUCAGCAUUCUGGGAGUCAAAGGUUACCUAUCUAACCUCCCUGAACUGGAGGCUUGUGGUCUGAGGCCUCACAGAAACCAAGAGAUGAUCUCAUAAGGCUGAAUCCACCUAACAUGAGAAACAUUAAAAGUUGAACGUUUUUCUUAAAAUCAAGCAUUGUCAAUGGGAGAUUUGCUUGUAGGUUUGAGUUAGCCAGAUACAGCCUAGGUUAUACUCUUGACAUGAAUGGAUGCAGACAUAACGAAGGCAAUCAUUUAGAAAGUAAACUGAACAAAAAUAUAAGUGCAACAUGCAACAAUUUCAAAGAUUUUACUGAGUUACAGUUCAUAUAAGACAAUCAGUCAAUUGAAAUACAUUUGUUAGGCCCUAAUCUAUGGAUUUCACAUGACUGGGAAUACAGAUAUGCACCUGUUGGUCACAGACACCUUUAAAAAAAAAAAAAAAGAAAAUAAGUAUGGCUGUUGAUCAAAAACCAGUAGUGGAAGAACUGGGACAUUUUAAGCUUCCAGGUAUUGUGUACAGAUCCUUGCAACAUGGGGCCUGCAUUAUCAUGCUACAACAUGAGGUGAUGGCGGUGGAUGAAUGGCACAGCAAUGGGCCUCAGGAUCUCGUUACGGUAUCUCUGUGCAUUCAAAUUGCCAUCGAUAAAUUGCAGUUGUGUUCGUUGUCCGUAGCUUAUGGCUGCCCAUACCAUAACCCCACCGCCACCAUGGGGCACUCUGUUCACAACGUUGACAUCAGCAAACCGCUUGCCCACACGAAGCCAUGCACGCUGUCUGCCAUCUGCCCAGUAGAGUUGAAACCGGGAUUCACCGUCAAGAGCACACUUCUAAGGCGUGCCAGUGGACAUCGAAGGUGAGCAUUUGCCCACUGAAGUCAUUUACAACUCCGAACUGCAGUCAGGUCAAGACCCUGGUGAGGACGACAAGCAGAUGAGCUUCCCUGAGAUGGUUUCUGUCAAUUUGUGCAGAAAUUCUUCGGAUGUGCAAACCCACAGUUUCAUCAGCUGUCCGGAUGGCUGGUCUCAGACUGUCCUUUAGGUGAAGAAGUCGGAUGUGGAGUUCCUGGGCUGGCGUGGUUACACGUGGUCUGCGGUUGUGAGGCCGGUUGGACGUACUGCCAAAUAUACUAAAAUGACAUUGGAGGCGGCUUAUGGUGGAGAAAUUAACAAUCAAUUCUCUGGUAACAGCUCUGGUGGACAUUCCUGCAGUCAGCAUGCCAAUUGCACACUCCCUCAACUUGAGACACCAGUGGCAUUGUGUUGUGACAACACUGUGGCCUUUUAUUGUCCCCAGCACAAGGUGCACCUGUGUAAUGAUCAACAUUUGAGAGAAAUACGCUUUUUGUGCGUAUGGAUAAUUUCUGGCACCUUUUAUGUCAGCUCAUGAAACAUGGGACCAACACUUAGCAUGUUGCGUUUAUAUUUUUGUUCGGUGUAAAAGCUAGUGUUUCCCUAUCCUAUUCUUAUCAGUGGCUAUCAGUUUCCCUUUCCUUUGACUAUAGUUUGGGUCAGAAGGGUAAGAGUUAGUACUUUCUACUCUCUGCAAAGGAUGAGAUGGUUACUGUCAAUAGUAAAUCAAACUGGAUCUAACAGGAAACGGACUUUGAGAUCUCAAUCCAAAAGGACAGAUUUAUUGUUCCGUAUAAAGCUGAAACAAAUGGCUCGGCUGACUUCACUUUAUCUGUGUUUGCCAGCGUAGUACUCUUUUUUUUUAGUUUUUAUUAUUGAUCUAGAACUGUGUGGUGGGUAGAGAGGAGGAGGAGCAUGCAUGGUUACAGUUUAUUUCAAUAGUAGAUUUGGCUAGCCAGCUACAUCCAAGCUCAAGCUAAACCUCCAAAGCCAAGACCUGGUUUCAAUAUUAUUUGAAGUAUUUUUCAAAUAGCUGUUAUUUGAUUGAGUGGAAUGGAACCAAUAGAAAAGUCCCAAAAGUACAAACUCCACCCACCUGGGCUGGCAUUCCAGGCACUGGCAGGCUAAAGCGAUCACUCAAACUAUUUGAAAGAGUUCAAAUAGUAUUUGAACCCAGGUCUGCCUCAGCUGUCAGCAGCCAACAGGGUUAAUAACCUGCACCCCAUCUGCGCCGUGCCAUCAGGGUUGUAAACUAGCCUUUUACUACUGUUGGUUCAGCAACAACAUGUCAGCUAGGAGGCAGAACCUGUCCCUCAUAGGCCGAGAGAGAGCAAUGUGUGAGCUGUGUACUUAUUUACAAUGCAUCCAGUGCCGUGCAGGCAGGGUGAGUGAACACAUUUUUGAGCACGGGCCAGGAACAUCGUGUUCCUGCUCUCUGUAGCUAGUUAGUGUGACAUCUGCUGGCACUCCGCCUAGCAGGGUCAAGUUGAAUCAAAUAAGAGAGCAUGCUGCUCGGCUGCUGCGUAGGCUGGGUUGGUGUGGGUGGCUAACAGGAAAAGGGGGCUGGUAUGCUGGUCUUGUCUGCACAUGACAGGGUGGAGAGUGUUUUGGAUUUUUCCACAUGGGAACUGAUAUCCUCAGGUGUGCUGUGUGUGACCAAUGAGACAGCGUUCUGUUAUUGUUAGUGUAACGGCUUGUUCCUUUUUGCCCACUCUUAAUUGUUCCACAUGCGUGCCUUAAUCCUCAUUGAUGACAGUUUAAGAGGGGUUUUUGAUCAUAUUGUUCAUAACACUUGACACAUAUUAGCAUUCAAGUGUUGGAUCUAAGAUGAAAACGUACUCCUUUGAAUGAAGGAAAAUACUUCUGCCAAAAGUACGACAUUUGGAAUUAACAUAUUGCACUGAUAUCAUGUUAUGAUGUGUAAAGCUCAUAAUAAUAGACUAAUCAUCCCCAGGUGACAGACACUGACAUCUCAGACUACCUGUCUGAUGGGGAGGGAGAGAGCCAUGACACCCUGACCCAGAACAGACUGGAGGCUGGGGUUGUGGCUGAUUGUCCUCUGCAGACUGGGUCUGGGGAAGGGGAGGGCAGCAGAAGGUCAGUCAGUAACUGGGUCAGGUCCGCUCAGGCAGCGCUGCAGACGCCCCAGAAACAGACUGACAGGAACUCCAAGACCCCAGAGGACUCCAACAAAAAGAAAAGGACAUUUCAAAGGUUUGACUUCUAAAGAAAAAAUAUUUUUAAGAAGCAUUUAUGAUCUCUCUCAUAAUAGGUUAGAUCAGGGGUAGGCAACCCUGUUCCUGGAGUGUACUGCAGGAUUGUGUUCCAACCACACACGACCAACUGAGCUAAUUGAUCAGUUCAGUGAUUGCCUAAAUUCAACACACCUUGUCUUCCAGGUCGGUUAAAUCAAAAUCAUUAAGUGCCAGCUGCAUUCCAGGACCAGGGUUGCUUACCCCUGGGUUAGAUCUUGGAUAAUGAGAAACAAUGAGGGAAAAAAUCAUCAUGAUCAUCGCGAGUCACAUACAUACACACACACACUGUCUGCAGAUGUUUCCAGGGCGAUGCUGCUGAUCAAAGGACCACCUGGGUGACAUCAUGUGGGUGCCAAAUGUCACUGUCAUAGUUAAGACCCUCGGAUAAGACAUCUUUCUCCACAGAGUAUCAUAACAAACUACUGCUUUGUGAUUCCUUUGUAUUUCUACAGUUGAUCAAAUAGAAUUGUAUUUGUCAAAUGCGCCGAGUACAACUGGUGUAGACUUUACCGUGAAAGGCUUGCUUACGAGCCCUUCCUAACAAUGCAGAGUUUAAAGAUAAGAAUAAAAUAGUAACACAGGGAAUAAAAUUAAAUACACAAGAAUGGAGCUAUAAACAGGGAGUACCAGUACCAGAUCAAUGUGCAAAGGUACGAGGUAGAUAUGUACAUGAAGGCAGGGUAAAGUGACUAGGCAUCAGGGUAGAUAUUAUUAUUAUUAUUAUUAUUAUUAUUAAGAGUAAAAUAUAGAACAGAGCAGCGGAAGCAAAUUAUGAAGGUUAGUGUGUGUCUGGUGUCGAUGCGCAUGUGUGUGUUAUGCGUAUGUAAUGUAUGUGAAUGUUUGUGGGAGUGUCAAUGUAUUGUGUGUGUGUGUGUGGUUUGUACACUGAACAACAAUAUAAAUGCAACAAUUUUACUGAGUUACAGUUCAUAUAAGGAAAUCAGUCAAAUGAAAUAAAUGAAUUAGGCCCUAAUCUAUGGAUUUCAUAUGACUGGGAAUAAAGAUAUUGAGCUGUUGGUCACAGAAACCUUUUUUAUAAAUGUAGGGGCGUGGAUCAGAAAACCAGUCAGUAUCUGGUGUGACCACCAUUUGCCUCAUGCAGUGCGAGACAACUACUUCGCAUAGAGUUGAUCAGGCUGUAGAUUGUGGCCGUGUGGAAUGUUGUGGCCUGGUGGAAUGUUGUCCCACUCCUCUUCAAUGGCAGUGCGAAGUUUCUGGAUAUUGGCGGGAAUUGGAAUGCUGUCGUACACGUCGAUCCAGAGCAUCCCAAACAUGCUCAAUGGGUGACGUCCUGUGAGUAUGCAGACCAUGGAAUAACUGGGAAACGUUCAGUUUUCAGGAAUUGUGUACAGAUCCUUGCGACAUGGGGCUGUGCAUUAUCAUGCGGAAACAUGAGGUGAUGGCAGCUGAUGAAGUGCACAACAAUGGGCCUCAGGAUAUCAUCACGGUAUAUCUGUGCAUUCAAAUUGCCAUCGAUUAAAAUGCAAUUGUGUUCGUUGUCCGUAGCUUAUGCCUGCCCAUACCAUAACACCACCACCACCAUGAGGCACUCUGUUCACAAUGUUGACAUCAGCAAACCGCUUGCCCACACAAUGCCAUACACGCUGUCUGCCAUCUGCCCGGUACAGUUGAAACCAGGAUUCGUCCGUGAAGAGCACACUUCUCUAGCGUGCCAGUGGCCAUCGAACGUGAGCAUUUGCCCACUGAAGUCGGUUACGACGCCGAACUGCGGCCUGGUCAAGACCCUGGUGAGGACGACAAGCACGCAGAUGAGUUUCCCUGAGACGGUUUCUGGCAGUUUGUGCAGAAAUUCUUUGGUUGUACACAAUGGUGUAAAGUACUUACGUAGAAAUAUUUUUUGGGGGGUAUCUGUACUUUCCGAUUUACAGUACCAGUCAAAAGUUUGGAAACACCUACUCAUUCAAGGGUUUUUCUUUAUUGUAGAAUAAUAGUGAAGACAUCAAAACUGAAAUAACACCAAAAAAGUGUUAAAACUAAUCAAAAUAAUGUUAUAUUUGAGAUUCUUCAAAUAGCCACCCUUUGCCUUGAUGACAGCUUUGCACACUCUUGGCAUUCUCUCAACCAGCUGGAUGUUUCUCCCAUCUCCACAGAGGAACUCUGGAGCUCUGUCAGAGUAGCCAUUGGGUUCUUGGUCACCUCCCUGACCAAGGCCCUUCUCCCCCGAUUGCUCAGUUUGCCCGGGUCGGCUGGCUCUAGGAAGAAUCUAGGUGGUUCCAAACUUCUUCCAUUUAAGAAUGAUGGAGGCCUGUGUUCUUGGGCACCUUCAAUGCUGCAGAAAUGUUUAGGUACCCUUCCCCAGAUCUGUGCUUCGACAAAAUCCUGUCUCGGUGCUCUGCGGACAAUUCCUUCGACCUCAUGGCUUGGUCUUUGCUCUGACAUGCACUGUCAACUGUGGGACCUUAUAGACAGGUGUGUGCCUUUCCAAAUCAUGUCCAAGUAAUUGAAUUUACCACAGGUGGACUCAAAUCAAGUUGUAGACACAUCUCAAGGAUGAUCAAUGGAAACAGGAUGCACCUGAGCUCAAUUUCGAGUCUCAUAGCAAAGAGUCUGAAUACUUAUGUAAAUAUUGUAUUCAUUUUAGAAUAAGGCUGUAACGUAACAAUGUGGAAAAAGUCAAGGGGUCUGAAUACUUUCCGAAUGCACUGAACAAAAAUAUAAAUGCAACAUGUAAAGUGUUGGUUUCAUUAGCUGAAAUGAAAGAUCCGAAAAAAUGUCCAUAUGCACAAAAAGCUUAUUUCUCUCAAAUUGUGGACAAAUUUGUUUACAUCCCUGUUAGUGAACAUUUCUCCUUUGCCAAGGUAAUCCAUCCACCUGACAGGUGUGGCAUAUCAAGAAGCUGAUUAAACAGCAUGAUCAUUACACAGGUGCACCUUGUGCUGGGGACAAUAAAAGGCCACUCUAAAAUGUGCAGUUAUGUCACACAUCACAAUGCCACAGAUGUCUCAAGUUUUGAGGGAGCGUGCAAUUAACAUGCCGACUGUAGCUCUGGUACCAUUUGCCGGACGGUAUCAAACAGUCUAUAGCUUGGAUGCACAGCACAGAAUAAUGUUCACUUCUUAUAAAUCGAUUUUAAAGUAGCUUAGCCUGUAUUGAGCGCUAUUUAUACAGUAUUCUUGAGGAUAUUGAAGGUGGUGUGUGUUUCCUACAGUGGCGGCCUGGCGGAGCGACUGAACCGACUCCAGUGCAGACAGAGGUCAGCCAUCAGCUUCUGGAGGCACCAGUCCAUUUCUCACACUACUACUACUACUACUACUACUACUACUACUACUACAGCCACAGGUAAUACAGACAACAAACAAACGCACAAGUCUGUGUCUUACACCACUAAAGUAGGGCUGGGAAUUGCCAGGGACCUCACGAUACGAUCAAUAUGAUAUUAUCAUGACACUUUGGUGCCAAUACGAUAUGUAUUGUGAUUCUCAUGAUCCUAUAUGUAUUGCGAUUCGAUACUGUGAAUUUAUUGCGAUUCGAUGUUCCAAACAUAUUGCUCACCAUAUGUCUGCUGCAGAGGGACAAGAGAGAGCCAUGAGAAAACGAGUUUUGAUCAGUCAUGGAAAUAAAAGUGCUGAAAACAAAUGGUCUCUGUAUUUAAAAAGAAUAUGGAGAACAAGCUAUGAAGGAAAAAUACUGAACUUUUGGUAAAGAUACAACCAACUAGCGCAAAAAUAAUGCGAUUUGUCAAAACUAUGCGAUAUAUUGUCAAAAAUAGUAUCCCGAUAUGUAACUGUAUUGAUUUUUUUCCUCUCCCAUCACUACACUAUAGGCACAGGUAUUAGGCUACAGAGUUUGUUUUAUUUUAAAUUGUAAAAACUGAGAAACAACAACAAACAUGCAGAGGUGAAAUGAAACAUAAUGUGCACGGUGAGAAUAGAAACCCAAAAGGGCUUAUGAAAGGGUCACCGUUACCACACAUUCCUACGUAUGCUAAGUAUUCUCCGUUAAUGGUUCAAGAUUAACUUUGAUUUGAUGCUCUCUCUGAGACAGAAGUCAAUCUCUCAGGCAGGUGUGAUUCUCUGCGCAGAUCUGUGGUCACGUGAAGACUGGAGCGUGUGGAGGAAAUGCUGGUUGCUCGUUGAUAAUUGUGGCAGCAGUGAAUUUGGUUCGUCGGGGCCAGUACGUAGGUGACAGGAAGCACUCUGCUUGCUGACUUGUCUUUUCUUUCCAUGGUGCUACCAAAGCACGAGUCUACCCUCAUUAUCAUUGGCUCCUAGAUAAUUAGGUUAAACCACUAUUUUAAUGUGACAGUUGAUCGUGGAAAAACACAACCCUAAAAACGCCCACCUUUUCCAACUCGUGUUCAGUCAGUAGGUCAGUUAGUUGGCUUGGUUGUCUUUCGUCGGAGUGAGAGAAGAACUUGUAGAAGAUAGAAUGUUAAAUUGAAGAAGUUUGCUCUAACUUGGCCUCAUUUUUAGAAUCAUGUGACAUCUAGUGUGAGUAUUUGGCCCUCAUCCUGGAUCAUAACAAUGCACAUAAGUGUGCUAUACUGCAUACUAGUGUUGCCACUUUUGUUUGUUGACUUUCUCACAUUGAUUUAAGAGCAUCUACACAAACAAUAACACCGGCAGUUAUUUCAACACAACUAGCUUGAGCUAUUAUUAGUGCUGAGCGAUUAACAACUAAAUGACCAACUUAAAUUGAUUAUUUGUAUUUCAUUUAGUUCUUAUUUUUUAUUUUUUGUGCACUCUGGAUCAAGCACGAACUGUGUGAUUUAGUAGGGAGUUGUAGUUUCCAACCGGCCAAUAUUCAACAUAGUUUAUAGCAGAAAACGUGGUAAUUAACUACAUUGAUCAUAAUCCAUUGCACGCCUACUUGUCCGGUCUGUGUUUCUUUUAGCCUGCUACAUAUGAGACAAGAAUGCGCAAUCAAGAGGGAUAGAGAGCAGUUGCUUUGCAAGGGACAGUAUCUCUACCUGAAAAUAGUGAUUGAUAGUUGGUAUUCAGCAGUCAUAAAAGUAUGCCUUAUUUACUUUGAAGAACUAGUAAAAUUGUGAUUUUGUCAGACAGCAUAGGCAGCAGCUCUAUAGAGAUGAGAUGAUGACUUGCAAUUAAAUAAUAAAGUCAUCAAAUAAAACAAAGUGAUUAGCAGUAAUGGACUGUCACUACUAUCAUGGAACUUUUAUUAAUUGUUUUAUUCUGUGUUACAGCAUUCAACCCACAUAAUGCAUAGUGCAUUUAAUGUUUGUAACAACAAAUAAUAAUAAUAAUCUAAAUACAUUUUUUAUUUUUUACUAAUUGAACUGAAACCGAACCGGCCUCAAAAAGCACUAAUCAGCACCAGCUGUAGCAAACCUGUUCAUUCUCACAAGAAUAAGCUGUGUGUGUGUGCGCACAAGUGUCUGCGUCAGUCAUUGAUGUUAUUCCUUCACACACUAUUCCACUUUAGAUUUAUUUGUUUAUUGCAGGUCAGAAGGAGGACUCCAUUCAGUCUGUCCUGUAUUCACCUGCCCACUAAUAAAGGGUUCAUUAUCAUUGUUAUAUACUGAACACAAAUAUAAACGCAACACGUAAAGUCAUGUUUCAUGAGCUGAAAUAAAAGAUCACAAAUGUUAUUUACAUACAAAAAGCUUAUUUCUCCAAUGUUGUGCACAAAUUUGUUUACAGCCUUGUUAGUGAGCAUUUCUCCUUUGCCAAGAUAAUCCAUGCAUCUCACAGGUGUGGCAUAUCAAGAAGCUGAUUAAACAGCAUGAUCAUUACACAGGUGCACCUUGUGCUGGGGACAAUAAAAGGCCACAGUUUUGUCACAACACAAUGACACAGAUGUCUCAAGUUUUGAGGGAGCGUGCAUUUGGCAUGCUCACUGCAGGAAUGUCCACCAGAACUGUUGCCAGAUAAUUUAAUGUUAAUUUCUCUACCAUAAGCCACCUCCAACUUCGUUUUAGAGAAUUUGGCAGUAUUUUCAACCGGCCUCACAACCGCAGACCACAGGUAACCACGCCAGCUCAGGACCUCCAUAUCCGGCUUCUUCACCAGCAGGAUCGUCUGAGACCAGCCACCCGGACAGCUGUUGAAACUGGGGGUUUGCCCAAACAAAGAAUUUCUGCACUAACUGACAGAAACCAUCUCAGAGAAGCUCAUCUGCGUGCUCGUCAUCCUCACCAGGGUCUUGACCUGACUGCAUUUCGGCGUUGUAACCGACUUCAGUGGGCAAAUGCUCACCUUCGAUGGCCACUGGCAUGCUGGAGAAGUGUGGGGGAGUAUUUCUGUCUGUAAUAAACCCUUUUGUGGGUAAAAACUAAUUCUGAUUGGCUCCCCCGUGGCCCACCCUAUGCCCUCCCAGGCCCACCCAUGGCUGCGCCCCUGCCCAGUCAUGUGAAAUCCAUAGAUUAGGGCCUAAUUCAUUUAUUUCAGUUGACUGAGUUCCUUAUAUGAACUGUAAAUCUGAAUUUUUGCAUGUUGCGUUUAUAUUUUUGUUCGGUAUAGUAUGUCUUAUGUGUGCCAAACGGAGGAACAUAUCUCUGGAUAUGAUACAUGUUCUAACAAUUCCUUCCACUUAGUGCUGGUGUUGAUGAACCCUCCUGUUGUAAAUCCUCUCAGGCAAAUAUCAGUGAUUGUCACAUACUCCAACAUAGAGCUGCCUUGUCUUGCAUUGAAUUGGAGCGCACUAAUAUCGUCAUGAUUCACAUCACAAACAGCAUGAUACAGUGGGGAGAACAAGUAUUUGAUACACUGCCGAUUUUGCAGGUUUUCCUACUUACAAAGCAUGUAGAGGUCUGUAAUUUUUAUCAUAGGUACACUUCAACUGUGAGAGACGGAAUCUAAAACAAAAAUCCAGAAAAUCCCAUUGUAUGAUUUUUAAGUAAUUCAUUUGCAUUUUAUUGCAUGACAUAAGUAUUUGAUCACCUACCAACCAGUAAGAAUUCCGGCUCUCACAGACCUGUUAGUUUUUCUUUAAGAAUCCCUCCUGUUCUCCACUCAUUACCUGUAUUAACUUCACCUGUUUGAACUCGUUAACUGUAUAAAAUACACCUGUCCACACACUCAAACAGACUCCAACCUCUCCACAAUGGCCAAGACCAGAGAGCUGUGUAAGGACAUCAGGGAUAAAAUUGUAGACCUGCACAAGGCUGGGAUGGGCUACAGGACAAUAGGCAAGCAGCUUGGUGAGAAGGCAACAACUGUUGGCGCAAUUAUUAGAAAAUGGAAGAAGUUCAAGAUGACGGUCAAUCACCCUCGGUCUGGGGCUCCAUGCAACAUCUCACCUCGUGGGGCAUCAAUGAUCAUGAGGAAGGUAAGGGAUCAGCCCAGAACUAUACGGCAGGACCUGGUCAAUGACCUGAAGAGAGCUGGGACCACAGUCUCAAAGAAAACCAUUAGUAACACACUACGCCGUCAUGGAUGAAAAUCCUGCAGCGCACGCAAGGUCCCCCUGCUCAAGCCAGCGCAUGUCCAGGCCCGUCUGAAGUUUGCCAAUGACCAUCUGGAUGAUCCAGAGGAGGAAUGGGAGAAGGUCAUGUGGUCUGAUGAGACAAAAAUAGAGCUUUUUGGUCUAAACUCCACUCGCCGUGUUUGGAGGAAGAAGAAGGAUGAGUACAACUCCAAGAACACCAUCCCAACAGUGAAGCAUGGAGGUGGAAACAUAAUUCUUUGGGGACGCUUUUCUGCAAAGGGGAAAGGACGACUGCACCGUAUUGAGGGGAGGAUGGAUGGGGCCAUGUAUCGCGAGAUCUUGGCCAACAACCUCCUUCCCUCAGUAAGAGCAUUGAAGAUGGGUCGUGGCUGGGUCUUCCAGCAUGACAACGACCCAAAACACACAGCCAGGGCAACUAAGGAGUGGCUCCGUAAGAAGCAUCUCAAGGUCCUGGAGUGGCCUAGCCAGUCUCCAGACCUGAACCCAAUAGAAAAUCUUUGGAGGGAGCUGAAAGUCCGUAUUGCCCAGCGACAGCCCCGAAGCCUGAAGGAUCUGGAGAAGGUCUGUAUGGAGGAGUGGGCCAAAAUCCCUGCUGCAGUGUGUGCAAACCUGGUCAAGACCUACAGGAAACGUAUGAUCUCUGUAAUUGCAAACAAAGGUUUCUGUACCAAAUAUUAAGUUCUGCUUUUCUGAUGUAUCAAGUACUUAUGCAUGCAAUACUCAUGCAAUAAAAUGCAAAUGAAUUACUUAAAAAUCAUACAAUGUGAUUUUCUGGAUUUUUGUUUUAGAUUCCGUCUCUCACAGUUGAAGUGUACCUAUGAUAAAAAUUACAGACCUCUACAUGCUUUGUAAGUAGGAAAACCUGCAAAAUCGGCAGUGUAUCAAAUACUUGUUCUUCCCACUGUAUACAGUGGGGGAAAAAAGUAUUUAGUCAGCCACCAAUUGUGCAAGUUCUCCCACUUAAAAAGAUGAGAGAGGCCUGUAAUUUUCAUCAUAGGUACACGUCAACUAUGACAGACAAAAUGAGAAAAAAAAUCCAGAAAAUCACAUUGUAGGAUUUUUAAUGAAUUUAUUUGCAAAUUAUGGUGGAAAAUAAGUAUUUGGUCAAUAACAAAAGUUUCUCAAUACUUUGUUAUAUACCCUUUGUUGGCAAUGACACAGGUCAAACGUUUUCUGUAAGUCUUCACAAGGUUUUCACACACUGUUGCUGGUAUUUUGGCCCAUUCCUCCAUGCAGAUCUCCUCUAGAGCAUUGAUGUUUUGGGGCUGUCGCUGGGCAACACAGACUUUCAACUCCCUCCAAAGAUUUUCUAUGGGGUUGAGAUCUGGAGACUGGCUAGGCCACUCCAGGACCUUGAAAUGCUUCUUACGAAGCCACUCCUUCGUUACCCGGGCGGUGUGUUUGGGAUCAUUGUCAUGCUGAAAGACCCAGCCACGUUUCAUCUUCAAUGCCCUUGCUGAUGGAAGGAGGUUUUCACUCAAAAUCUCACGAUACAUGGCCCCAUUCAUUCUUUCCUUUACACGGAUCAGUCGUCCUGGUCCCUUUGCAGAAAAACAGCCCCAAAGCAUGAUGUUUCCACCCCCAUGCUUCACAGUAGGUAUGGUGUUCUUUGGAUGCAACUCAGCAUUCUUUGUCCUCCAAACACGACGAGUUGAGUUUUUACCAAAAAGUUCUAUUUUGGUUUCAUAUGACAUUCUCCCAAUCCUCUUCUGGAUCAUCCAAAUGCACUCUAGCAAACUUCAGAUGGGCCUGGACAUGUACUGGCUUAAGCAGGGGGACACGUCUGGCACUGCUGGAUUUGAGUCCCUGGCGGCGUAGUGUGUUACUGAUGGUAAGCUUUGUUACUUUGGUCCCAGCUCUCUGCUGGUCAUUCACUAGGUCCCCCCGUGUGGUUCGGGGAUUUUUGCUCACCGUUCUUGUGAUCAUUUUGACCCCACGGGGUGAGAUCUUGCGUGGAGCCCCAGAUCAAGGGAGAUUAUCAGUGGUCUUGUAUGUCUUCCAUUUCCUAAUAAUUGCUCCCACAGUUGAUUUCUUCAAACCAAGCUGCUUACCUAUUGCAGAUGCAGUCUUCCCAGCCUGGUGCAGGUCUACAAUUUUGUUUCUGGUGUCCUUUGACAGCUCUUUGGUCUUGGCCAUAGUGGAGUGUGACUGUUUGAGGUUGUGGACAGGUGUCUUUUUUAUACUGAUAACAAGUUCAAACAGGUGCCAUUAAUACACGUAACGAAUGGAGGACAGAGGAGCUUCUUAAAGAAGAAGUUACAGGUCUGUGAUAGCCAGAAAUCUUGCUUGUUUGUAGGUGACCAAAUACUUAUUUUCCACCAUAAUUUGCAAAUAAAUUCAUAAAAAAUUCUGAAUUUUUUUUUCUCAAUUUGUCUGUCAUAGUUGACGUGUACCUAUGAUGAAAAUUACAGGCCUCUCAUCUUUUUAAGUGGGAGAACUUGCACAAUUGGUGGCUGACUAAUUACUUUUUUCCCCCACUGUAUGGUCAGUGUUACACGCACACAUUACAUUGAGCUGAGUCACACUCUGCUUAUUUGUCUAUGGCAGGUUUGUUUGAAUUGGGACGUUGGGUAUGUUUUGUUCUCUAGAGAGCCGCUCUCAGCUUGCUGGAUGCGGCAGGCACACAAGAUUCACCCAAAAGCAUUUGCAAGAACCUCACUGAAUGGAUGAGCUUUCCAGUUGCUGCAUUUCAUUACAGGAUCAUAGUUAUAGCCUACUUUAUUCAUUCACAUAAUCACUCUCAUAAGAGAUAUCUCAUCAUGAGUGACACUUAGUGAAACUGUAAUGAAUAUUUUUUUCAGAUUCAGGAAGUUAAUUUCUAUUGAACUUCCUUAAUUGAAAACUGAAUUGACCCUAACCAUGCGAGACGAGUGACCCCACACAGACACUCACAUCCCACACCAUCUGUGUUGUUCUUGUCUGUCCUCCAGUGAAUAAGCCUGGGGUGCUGGUGCUGGAGGUCCUGUCAGUCCAGGAGGAGAGCUGCAUGCAGCUGGCCCUGUGUGAGCAACACCACCCCCCUGCUACAGGCCACCACAGGCCUUCAUCCAACAGCUCCACCACUACGACAAGAGCUGACCAGCACAACCCCUCUGCUACACACCACACCCCCCCUCUCUCCACCAAAAGCAGAGCUCGGGUCCUGGUACUGUUCAAUAAGGAGACGACUGCCCAGCUCAUGCCUGCGCCUAGAGACCUCAUCCAUAUAUACCCACCAUGGUGAGAGAGCAUUAGUCUGCAAUAGUUAGUAAUGCACAGUUAUGGUGUCAAGGAAUCACUUUAAUAUUAAAAGGGGAAAUGCCCAAGUCAUUAUAUGUUAUCUACACAUCUUCCUCAUGCAGCAAAACUAUAGUCAUAAAAUUGCCUGCACUUGUCUUUUCCGACUAGCACUGACUUCGCUGAUAAUUACUUUGAGGGAAAAUGUACUUACUUUGACUGUGAUGUGGUUGUCUCACCUAGUUAUCUUAAAGGGAUAGUUACCCAAAUUACAAAAUGAUACAUUGGUUUCUUUACAGUGAGUACGUUUACAUGCACAGUAAUAAUUCUAUGUUAAACUGAUUAUGGUAGUAGGCAGAUUAUUCAAUGGUCAUCUAAACACCUUACUCUGCUUAUUGUAAUCGGCGCGAGGUCAAAAUCGAAGUAAGCAUAUGGCGAUUAAAACACCUGGUUUUCUGAGCAGUCUUUAGAAUUAUUAGGACAUGUAAACACCUUAAAAGGCGUUCCAGCUGUGUAUUUGAUCUGUACGUGUGCUAGCACCAGCCAAACGAGCCUCCCUCUUUAGCGCAAGUGAAGAGUUCAGAACAACUGAAUGUAUGGGUCUUUAAAAGUAGUUUUCACAUACAAACUUUGUGUCCGAACUCCGAAUCACAUAUGCUUCCCAAAUAUAACAUUGUCGCUAUGGUAGAAUGUUUAUUUAGAUUUUCUUCAUUUAUCAGAAUGCCAUCUUGUAGCCUGAUUUCAGAUGUGUCCAUGCCAUGUAAGCAGGAUUAUUAGGGAAAUCGUUCUUCUUGCAAAGCAUGUAAACGCUUUAAUCAACUUAUUAUAUUAAUCUCACUAUCCGCAAUAAUCAUAUUAUUGUCUGCAUGUAAAAGUACUCACUGUAAGCAGUCUAUUGACAAGGUAUGACAACAAUUCAUGCUUUGGUUUAGUUUCCCUGGUACUGUUUCCACAUGCUGAAGUUUUAGCAUUUCUGGCACAAAUCCCAUUCAAGUCAUGGGACUGAUAUUAGCAUUUUUCAUGCUUCAUGUCCAAAUCAUCCAAAAGUAUCUCAAAUUGAUUGUGAAACGCAACAAAGUCACUUAUACAGUGCAUUUGGAAAGUAUUCAGACCCCUUCCCUUUUCCACAUUUUGUUACGCUACAGCCUUAUUCUAAAAUGGAUUAAAUAACACAUUUUCCUCAUCAAUCUACACACAAUACCCUAUAAUGACAAAGCGAAAACAGCUUUUUAGAAAUGUUUGCAAAUGUAUUAAGUAAAUAAACGGAAAUACCUUAUUUACAUAUUCAGACCCUUUUGCUAUUGAUCAUCCUUGAUGUUUCUACAACUUGAUUGGAGUCCACCUGUGGUAAAUUCAAUUGAUUGGACAUGAUUUGGAAAAUAACACAUCUGUUUAUAUAAGGUCCCACAGUUGACAGUGCAUGUCAGAGCAAAAAGCCAUGAGGUGGAAGGAAUUGUCCGUAGAGCUCCCAGACAGGAUUGUGUCGAGGUACAGAUCUGGGGAAGGGUACCAAAAAAUUUCUGCAGCAUUGAAGGUCCCCAAGAACACAGUGGCCUCCAUCAUUCUUAAAUGGAAGAACGUUGGAACCACCAACACACUUUCUAGAGCUGUCCACCCGGCCAAACUGUGCAGUCGGGGGAGAAGGGCCUUGGUCAGGGAGGUGACCAAGAACCCGAUGGUCACUCUGACAGAGCUCCAGAGUCCCUCUGUGUAGAUGGAAGAACCUUCCAGAAGGACAACCAUGUCUGCAGCACUCCACCAAUCAGACCUUUAUGGUAGAGUGGCCAGACGGAAGCCACUCCUCAGGUACCUUUUGGAGUUUGCCAAAAGGUACCUAACGGAUUCUCAGACCAUGAGAAACAAGAUUCUCUGGUCUGAUGAAACAAACCAAGAUUGAACUCUUUGGCCUGAAUGCCAAGCGUCACGUCUGCAGGAAACCUGGCACCAUCCCUACGGUGAAGCAUGGUGGUGGCAGCAUCAUGCUGUGAGAUUGUUUUUCAGCGGCAGGGACUGGGAGACUAGUCAGGAUCGAGGGAAAGAUGAACGGAGCAAAGUACAGAGAGAUCCUUGAUGAAAACCUGCUCCAGAGUGCUCAGGACCUCAGACUGGGAGCGAAGGUUCACCUUCCAAUAGGACAACAACCCAAAGCACACAGCCAAGUCUACGCAGUAGUGGCUUCAGGACAAGUCUCUGAAUGUCCUUGAGUGGCCCAGCCAGAGCUCGGACUUGAACCCGAUCGAACAUCUCUGGAGAGACCUGAAAAUAGCUGUGCAGCGACGCUCUUCAUCCAACCUGACAGAGCUUGAGAGAAUCUACAGAGAAGAAUGGGAGACACUCCCCAAAUAUAGGUGUGCCAAGCUUGUAGUCUCCCGAGUGGCACAGUGGUCUAAGGCACUGCAUCGCAGUGCUAGCUGUGCCACUAGAGAUCCUGGUUCGAAUCCAGGCUCUGUCGUAGCUGGCUGUGACCGGGAGACCCAUGGGGCGGCGCACAAUUGGCCCAGCGUUGUCUAGGGGAGGGAAUGGCCAGCAGGGAUGUAGCUCAGUUGGUAGAGCAUGGCGUUUGCAACGCCAGGGUUGUGGGUUCGAUUCCCACGGGGGGCCAGUAUGAAAAAAAAAAAAAAAAAAAAAAAAAACAACAAGGUAUGCACUCACUAACUGUAAGUCGCUCUGGAUAAGAGCGUCUGCUAAAUGACUAAAAUGUAAAUGUAGCGUCAUACCCAAGAAGACUCGAGGCUGUAUUCGCUGCCAAAGGUGCUUCAACAAAGUACUGAGUAAAGGGUCUGAAUACUUAUGUAAAUGUAAUACAGUGCUAUGAAAAAGUAUUUGCCCCCUUUCUAAUUUUCUCUACUUUUGCAUAUGUGUGAUACUGAAUGUUAUCAGAUCUUCAACCAAAACCUAAAAUUAGAUAAAGGGAACAUACGUGAACAAAUAACACAACAAUUACAUAUUUAUUUCAUAAACAAAGUUAUGCAACACCCAAUUCCCCUGUGUGAAAAAGUAAUUGCCCCCUUACAGUCAAUAACUGGUUGUGCCACCUUUAGCUGCAAUGACUCCAACCAAAUGCUUCCUGUAGUUGUUGAUCAGUCUCUCACGUCGCUGUGGAGGAAUUUUGGCCCACUCUUCCAUGCAGAACUGCUUUAACUCAGUGACGGGUGGACUUCAUGUAGACUUGAUUGUGUGUUUUGGAUCAUUGUCUUGCUGCAUGACCCAGCUGCGCUUCAGCUUCAGCUCACAGAUGGAUGGUCUGACAUUCUCCUGUAGAAUUCUCUGAUACAGAGCAGAAUUCAUGGUUCCUUCUAUUAAGGCAAGUCGUCCAGGUCCUGAGGCAGCAAAGCAUCGCCAAACCAUCACACCACCACCACCACCAUGCUUGACCUUUUGGUAUGAUGUUCUUACUGUGGAAUGCAGAGUUUGGUUUUCGCCAGGCAUAAUGGGACCAAUCUUGUCCAAAAAGUUGACUCAAGUUUGCCAAAAAGCACCUGGAUGAUCAUCAACACACUAUCAAAUCUACAUGAAAAUUGCUAAAAAGCAACAAAUUGGAAGUUUUGGAAUGGCCUAGUCAAAGUCCAGACCUAAUCCCAAUUGAGAUGUUGUGGCAGGACUUGAAACGAGCAGUUAAUGCUUGAAUACCCACACGUCACUGAGUUAAAGCAGUUCUGCAUGGAAGAGUGGGCCAAAAUUCCUCCACAGCAACGUGAGAGACUGAUCAACAACUACAGGAAGUAAUUGGUUGGAGUCAUUGCAGCUAAAGGUGGCACAACCAGUUAUUGAGUGUAAGGGGGCAAUUACUUUUUCACACAGGGGAAUUGGGUGUUGCAUAACUUUGUUUAUGAAAUAAAUAUGUAAUUGUUGUGUUAUUUGUUCACUUAUGUUCCCCUUAUCUAAAUAUUAGGUUUUGGUUGAAGAUCUGAUAACAUUCAGUAUCACAAAUAUGCAAAAGUAGAGAGAAUUAGAAAGGGGGCAAAUACUUAUUCAUAGCACUGUAUUUUUGUUUUUUAUUUUUAACAAAUUAGCAAAAAAAAUCAACUGUUUUUGCUUUGUUAUUAUGGGGUAUUGUGUGUAGAUUGAUGAGGGGAAAAAACAAUUUCAUCAAUUUUAGAAUAAGGCUGUAACGUAACAAAAUGUGGAAAAAAUCAAGGGGUCUGAAUACUUUCUGAAUGCACUGUAGAUUAUUUGAAUAUGAUGCAUGAAAAAUGCUGAUAUCAGUCACAUGACUUGAAUGCUAAAUUGUUAGCAUGUGAAAACCGUGCCAGGGAAACUAAACCAAACCAUGGAUUGCUGUCAUACCUUGUACAUAGACUGCUUACAGGGUAAGGAAACCAAUGUCAUUUUGUAAUGUUAAUUUGGGUGAACUUUCCCUUUAAGAUAAUACACUAAUUGUAAGGCGCUCUGGAUAAGAGCUUCUGCUAAAUGACUAAAAUGUUAAAUGUAAAUAUCACUUAUAUUUUUUAAUAUAGGCCUACCAGUAAUCUCUAUUUCAAAAUGUGUAAUAACGGGAUACAGGAACUUAUGUAGUGCUGUAGUGUAUACACAGUCAGAGUAGUUGGUGUGUGAAGUUGUUUUGGAGCAGGAGCAAGGCAGAGGCUGGUUCCAGCUGUUGGGGGUUUAGUUUGGGAGUCCAGCAUGCAGCUCUGGAAUAUCCAGGCUUGGGGCUGGCCUGGCGGAGGUCCAAGGGCCUACUCGGUGCUCUGACGUCGAAAGCUGCUCCAGGGAAUGCUGCUUCAGAUUCCUCUUCCUGGCAGUGGAGUAGUUAGGUCAUUUCCAGCAAGCCGGCCCGGGAAAAAACACACAGGUUUUUUUUUUCUGGAGCAUUUGGGAACAGAGUGGAAGAAGUCAAGAGGACAUAAUUGAAAACACAUGCUGCUCUGCUGCGCGCGCACACACACACACACACACAGCGUAGUGUAUCAUUGGCUUAGCAAUAUUAUAGCAGUUCUCUUACAUCUGUAUUGUUUUACACCAGCAGUGGAGAAGAGUAGUCUCCCGCUGACUGUUAUUGAAAGCAAAAUAAUUUCUGCAUUUAUACUGAACAAAAUAUAAAGGCAACAUGUAAAAGAGUUGCUUUCAUAAGCUGAAAUAAAAGAUCUCAGAAAUGUUCCGUACGCACAGAAAGCUUAUUUCUCUCAAAUGUUGUACACAAAUGUGUUUACAUCCCUGUUAGUGAGCAUUUCUCCUUUGCCAAGAUAAUCCAUCCACCUGACAGGUGUGGCAUAUCAAGAAGCUGAUUAAACAGCAUGAUCAUUACACAGGUGCACCUUGUGCUGGGGACAAUGAAAGGCCACUCUAAAAUGUGCAAUGCCACAGAUGUCUCAAGUUUUGAGGGAGUGUGCAAUUGACAUGCUAAUUGCAGGAAUGUCCACCAGAGCUGUUGUCAGAGAAUUGAAUGUUAAUUUUUCUACCAUAAGCCGCCUCCAACGUUGUUAUAGAGAAUUUGGCAGUAUCUCCAACAGGCCUCACAACCGCAGACCACGUGUAACCACGCCAGCCCAGGACCUCCACAUCCGGCUUCUUCACCUGCGGGAUCGUCUGGGACCAGCAACCCGGACAGCUGAUGAAACUGAGGAGUAUUUCUGUCUGUAAUAAAGCACUUUUGUGGGGGAAAAACACAUUCUAUUUGGCUGGCCAUGGCUCCCCAGUCAUGUGAAAUCCAUAGAUUAGGGCCUAAUUUAUUUAUUUAAAUUGACUGUUUUCCUUAUAUGAACUGUAACUCGUUAAAAUCGUGGAAAUUGUUGCAUGUUGCGUUUAUAUUUUUGUUCAGUAUAGAACCCACAAUCUGCUCUUUUAUACCCAAUUUCGUAUUUUGAUAAUGAAAUAUAGACCAACUAUUCAACCUAGCUUAUUUGCCCAUUGCUGGACCUCGUAGCUAUUCAUUCAUUUAGAACAGCCAAAAGUGGAAAAACCCAGGAAUUCAUACAUUUUACCAGCAUUGCAAAUUUUAUCUUUUGUCUAUCAGCUUCCUGUGUGUCACUUUAAUUGUUCCCUCCCCCAUACUCCUUCACUGAGUGGGCCGGCCCCUCCCGUCUUCUGCCUCCCACUCCUUGUGAGUGGGCAGAGAGCACAGCCAGCAGCGGAGCGGAAAUACCUGCAGACAUUAUUCACCUUACAGUCUCUGACGACAGCAGGCACUCCUUAACCUAAAGUACCUGUCUAAUGACACGUAGUGAACAUGUACUAGUUCCCAACAGUCACCUGCACUGUGCAGGGUCACACUUCCUGUUGUUCCUUUAGGAUAGCCUUGACACUAAUAGAUUAAAUGUAGAAAACAGGUUUUUCAAAACCUUGAUUCUGACACUGAGUGUGCUGAAGCACCCUAUUUAUAUUGAGGCUUUAUUAACAUUGAGGAAUCUUAGGCUAAAUUAUAACAAUUAUAUAAACUAAAACAAUGCAUGUGUGUAAGUAGUGUAGUUUGUGCACUUGUUCACUUCCGGACAACAUUUUAAAACAAUCUAUUCUUUAUAAAUUCCUGAUGAUCGACAUUACCAGAAAUGUGCACCUUCUGAAUAUUAGAUAACACAUUUUUUAAAGUGUACUCAAUUACCUCAUAUCAAAUGUGUUAUAUUGAAAGCAACUGUAGCCUACAUUGUAUAAAGUGUGAUUUAUUAUCCUGGCUCAUCCAUCAUAUCACCAGUCAGAGGCAGGCUGGGACAUGUAAGCCUACCUGGAGCCACAGAGACUGCAGUUGGCCCUGAGUCAACUAUAAGCCAUGUUGUUAUUACCUAUGUCACAUCAAAAAAUAAAUAUUGAGUCAGAACUUAGUAUCAUCCACAUAGUAAAUACUUAGAGAGAUGAUGCGAUCAAAAUUAGAUGGAAUGUUUUCAAAGGAUGGAUAUUGCCUGUAAAAUUAUUGUUCAGAUGGGCGUGAAGUGAAUAUCCACGAUAAGCUGAAAUGCAUGACUGUUGAUUGAAUUUUUUUUUUUGAUUAACCUCUUUACAUGCAAAGGAUCGUCAAAUGACGUGCAAUGCACACAUUUCCUUUCUAUUUUUUGUCAGUCCCAACUGAAAUGUACAUAGGCUAUUAUUCUGAAAUUGAAUUGGGCGUGUUAUCAAAAUAACAGGAAGAAAGAAAGUGUUAACAAACACACAAAAAACCAGAGCUUUGGAUCGUACUGUGAAGCAUGUUUGGUCAGGCUUGCCGCUUUUCACAGUAUCCUGAACAGCCUGUCUGAAUUCACGGUUGUGGAAAAGAAAAGGGCAGCUUUCUAUACAGUGAAAGAUUCCAAACUUAUCAGUUCAGUUGUAUUUUUCCAUGGAGUGUGGGGGCAGGCUAACCCACCUGAAUCUGCUAUGUGCCUGGGGGUAGGGUGUUUAGAGAGUGAGGAGACUGAUGGAGGUAGAGGCGGCUGCCUGCUUAUCAAUCCAUCUACAUUUGACAUUCAUCAUACAUCUUCUUCAGCCUUCCUGCCUCUGCAGUCUUAUGCAAGAACAGAGCCCCCCUAAAUCUAUACGUUUAGUUUACUCAACCUUUCCACUCCUUUUAACCUGAAUAUUGCGUCUGUGAGAGAUGACCGAGUCAAAUUCCAGCUAUAGUUUUCUGUCAAUUUACUAAACAACAUUUGGUAUUACACAACUUAUGCUCUGUAUUUCAAAAUGAUCCCCCCCCCUUUUUUUUUCUCUCUACAGGCAAAGUCUCAUGAUUGAGGGUCAACAUAAUACCAUUAUUCUCAACACACACUUCAGCCAGAAGGUCUACUCUGACACCAAACAAACCAGCAUGUCCCUCCCCAGAGCCCUGGUCCCAGUAGAGAGAUGCAGCCCAUACUCUCUGACCAGGUCAUUUGGUCAGCUUGAGAUCAACAAGACCUCACCAGAGGGAGAUGGCAGAGUCAAACAGGUGGGUUGGGUUUCACUACAUUUACUGGCAGAUAUUCCACCUUGGAUGGACAAUGAAGUUAUAUUCUGUUGAUGUUAACCCAGGUUUGAUUAGCCCUAUCAUUUUGGUCUGCACUCUACACAGUCACAAUUAGUACCAGUGGGGUAAAGUACAGUGUUGGCUAACCUGCUAGGUUCAGUCAGUGUCUCAAAUCUUAAUUGAGUAACACAACUAUUCCACUAUGUUUGUUCAGGUAAAAUAUGAUGUCCUGGUCCAAUAAGUGUUUUUUUUCCCCCUCUCUCCAAAUUUCUGCCCUCCAGUCUUUAUGCGGCCGGGGAGGCCCAGGUGCAGCCAGCAGGGGAGGGUGUGACUCCCUCCUAGAGACCAUCGAGGGCCUGGGCCAGGCUGGGUCGGUGGUGCAGGACGUAGAGGUGGUGGUCCAGAGGGUUUACUGUACCCCCAUCAGGGAGCGCUCCACUGGGGCUUUACUCAAGUCCAAAGGCCCUGGCAGAUCCCCUACAGCGCCGCCUCCUCUCCAGAAGGGCAAGAGCAGGUAG
Molecule: messenger RNA, 26955 nt
Organism: Coregonus sp. 'balchen'
Lineage: Eukaryota; Metazoa; Chordata; Actinopteri; Salmoniformes; Salmonidae
Source: the annotation of a GenBank genome assembly